GGGUCAUAUUUGUGACAAGAAUUAAGUGGACUACACAUAUGUAGGCACUGACAGCAAAAUAUAUUAUUCUAGCGUUCAAGGCGAAAAAAUGCGAUGUCAGGACUCAGUGGGAAACAAUACGGAAUAACUCCGAACUCGCACGUGGACGAACAAAAACAAAGCAAUGUUGACCAUUUCAUAAUUGAUACGUGUGCGGAUGAAAUAUAUUAUUGUGAAGAUUGCAACAAUGACUUUGACAGCAUCGAAUCGUACAACCAGGCGCACAGUGGCCCCAAUGGAUGUUCGGCUACUGUCGAGGCCAGAUCUAAAGUUACGGUGCCCGCUGUUGAAAUUAAAGAUGAGUUUGAGGACAACUCAAUAGAUAUUGAUUCCAUGGUCGUCGAGGAUGACUUGAUUGAGGAGUUAGAUGAGGCCAGCGAACCGCAGCUUUGGGAGGUACUGGAUGAUGACGAGCUAGUGCACACAACCGAACCAGAAGUCCACAAUGAAGCCGAAAUCGCAACCGAAGCUGAGGCAGAGGCUGAGGAACUGCCUAACAAAUCAGAACGUUAUUUUUGUUUCGAUUGUCACAGCAUAUUCGAGACUCGCCAGAGCGCCGAGGACCAUAGUUGCCCACAGGCCGAAGCAAAUGGUGAAGCACGCAGCAAAAACAACAACACCAAAUUAUCCAAAGCCCAGACACCAAUGCGCCGAAAAGGUGCAGCUACAACAGCUUCCAGCAACAACAACAACAGCACCACAGUUUGCGACAUUUGUAAAACGCAAUUCAGCUCGGCCAAAUGCCUUAAAUUUCAUAUGCGCAUUCACAACAAACGUGCCUCAAAGUCCAUACAGGAUGCGUUACCCGUGGGUGCACAUCAGCAGUACAGCGAGUUGGAUCAGUUUUAUUGUGAGAUUUGCAAUAAGAGCUUUGAGCAGAACCUGUUGACUGUGCACAAACAGAUGCAUCAGAGCCAGCAGCAGUUUCUGUGCGGCACUUGUAAUCGCAAAUUUGAAAACGUGACAAACUAUGAGGUGCAUUUGAAGAUUCAUGAACGUCAUGCUCUGAACAGCAAUAGCAAUGCCAAUAAAAAGCCCGCCAAUGUGAACAAGGAUAAGCCAGGAUUUGCCUGCCAAUACUGUGAGCGUGUCUUCUCUCGCCCCUACGAGAAAGUGAAGCACGAGCGCGUCCAUACGGGUGAAAAGCCGUAUAGUUGCGAGGUGUGCGGAAAAACCUUUCGUGUCUCCUACUCAUUAACCCUACACCUGCGUACACACACUAACAUACGACCCUAUGUGUGUACCACGUGCAACAAGCGAUUUAAAUCGCAUCAGGUUUACUCGCAUCAUUUGCGCAUUCACAGCUCGGAUCGUCUGUAUGUUUGCGAUAGCUGCCCGAAAUCCUUUCGCACCUCUGUACAGCUCUAUGCCCAUAAGAAUACGCACACGAAGCCGUAUCAAUGCGCCGUCUGCAAUCGUCCCUUUGCCUCGCUGUAUGCUGUCAAAGCGCACAUGUCGACUCACAGAACAGGCGACGCGAAGAGCAUCAGCAAUGCUGCCAUCAAGAGCCAACAGCUGUCCAACAAAUAUUGGUGCGUUACUUGUGGUGCAGAGUAUGCACGUCCGUUUCCUCUACGUCUGCACAUGAAAGCCGCCCAUGGUCAUCCGGACGACGCGGACACACGAUUAGCCAAAGUGCCUGCUCCGGAAGAUGACGACGACGAGGAGAUCAUUGUUCCAGACACUGAGACGGCGGUGCUCAUCGCAGCAGCUAAGGCCGAUUCAGCCUAUCUAGAUGCAGCCGCGAAUGAUGUGGACGUAAUGGGUGCUGUGCCCAAGUACGAGGAGUGCAUUGAGGUAUCCACAGAUGCGUUCGAUGUGGAGACAUUUCACAGCGAGGAAAUAAUCACCGACUGGCUAAAGUGAAUGAAAAUAUGUGCAAGAUACAGAAACAAUUUUUAUUGGAACAAAACUGGCGCAUUAACUAGUAUAUUUAUUGCUGGCGUACAUUGAGACCAGUCCAUUGGGUUGAAUGUUGCAUAUAUAAUAAUAAUAAUAAUAAUAAUAAUAGUAAAUGUAUAAGUUAAGAAAAUUGAAAUGA
Molecule: messenger RNA, 2080 nt
Organism: Drosophila hydei
Lineage: Eukaryota; Metazoa; Arthropoda; Insecta; Diptera; Drosophilidae
Product: zinc finger protein 2 homolog
Exons: 5
Coding region: 94-1905 (603 amino acids)
Biological process (GO): regulation of transcription by RNA polymerase II
Molecular function (GO): RNA polymerase II cis-regulatory region sequence-specific DNA binding; DNA-binding transcription factor activity
Source: RefSeq, a predicted model, not a curated record